Messenger RNA from Hibiscus syriacus, 1273 nucleotides. RefSeq names its product glyoxylate/hydroxypyruvate reductase HPR3-like. Bases 71 to 1090 code for a protein of 339 amino acids. Gene Ontology annotation, cellular component: cytosol. The record is from RefSeq and is a predicted model, not a curated record. The transcript is spliced from 2 exons. Lineage: Eukaryota; Viridiplantae; Streptophyta; Magnoliopsida; Malvales; Malvaceae. Gene Ontology annotation, molecular function: glyoxylate reductase (NADPH) activity; hydroxypyruvate reductase [NAD(P)H] activity; NAD binding.
AGGAAGAACCUUAUAAACACGCCCCAGCCCACACACCACGCGACGGUGAAAAGCUCUGAAAGCGACGGCAAUGACAUCUGAAAACCAACCACGACAUUCCCAAAGCGAGUUGCCCUGUGUCCUCAGCUUAAAACUGCCGCCAUCCUUCCUCACCUUUGGUGACCAUUUCUUUGACUCGCCCAAAUUCCAAUACUUGAAAGCAUACGAAUCCCCACUCCCUCUCCCCCAGUUCUUGCAGGCACAUGCACAGUCGGUACAAGCCAUUCUCGCAUCCGGUGCGGCUCCCGUAACGGCCGAAACUAUCCGCCUUUUGCCCCGUCUGGGUUUGGUCGUUACCACUAGCCAGGGCCUUAAUCAUAUCGACCUCUCCGAGUGCCAUCGCCGUGGCAUCGCUGUGGCUGGAGCUGGAACUUUAUACUCCGCUGACUGUGCAGAUUACGUGGUCGGAUUGUUGAUCGACGUUUUGAGGAAGAUUUCGGCUGGCAACCGCUAUGUCAAGCAAGGGCUCUGGCCUUCCCAAGGAGACUAUCCACUUGGCUAUAAGCUUGGAGGUAAGCGUGUUGGAAUUGUAGGAUUAGGGAGUAUUGGAACAGAGGUUGCUAGAAGACUGGACGCAUUCGGCUGUUCCAUUUCAUACAAUUCAAGAAGUAAAAAAUCAUUAGUACCAUACACCUUUUAUCCCAACGUGCUUGAACUCGCGGCUAAUUCCGAUGUCCUUAUAAUUUGCUGUGCUUUAACCGAUGAAACUCACCAUUUGAUCAACAAGGAAGUGUUGUCAGCGUUGGGGAGUGAUGGAGUCAUUAUUAACAUAGCUCGUGGACCGAUCAUCGACGAGAAGGAAUUGGUGCGUCGUUUAGUUAAAGGAGAGAUCCGAGGUGCUGGCUUGGAUGUGUUCGAGCAUGAACCUGCUGUUCCGGCCGAGCUCUUUGCAUUGGAUAAUGUAGUUAUGUCUCCUCAUUGUGCUGUUCGUACAUGGGGAUCUUUUGAAGAUUUGCGUAAAAUAGUAAUCGGCAACUUCGAAGCCUUCUUCUCGAAUGAACCCUUAUUAACUCCUGUUGCUUUGGAUCAUCUACCACAUUUGUCACGUUAGCUACUGUGCCAUUAUCUUCUGUUAUAAAUAUACUGCAGGGUUUCAUGAUUAUGUAGAAACGAGGAACUGAUCAAAUAUUUGCAGGGGGGAAGGACCGAGUGUAGGCGAGCGAUGGAGAGCACCGGGACUAAGAGUUGGUGCAUUAUUAGGUGAUUUGAACUUGUAUUGUGAGUUUGAGAAUAA